Molecule: messenger RNA, 2771 nt
Organism: Paramecium octaurelia
Lineage: Eukaryota; Ciliophora; Oligohymenophorea; Peniculida; Parameciidae
Source: the annotation of a GenBank genome assembly
AUGUCGAAAUAGGCACCUUUAUAAUCUGACCCAGAUUCAUUAGUGUACUUAGUUAUCGAGUUUAUUAUAGCGAGGCGUACGAGUAAUUGCAAUGCAAAAUGUCACAUAAUGACUAUGAUGUAGUAGAUCAAAUUGGAUAGAUUUGUUAAAGUGUUAUGUGGGGAGAUAAGAACAAUGACACAUUUUUUGAGUAAGCAUCCAUCUAAAAACAAUCUAGUUACUUUUGCGAUCAGAAAACUAUGUCAUUGUACUUAGAUUUGGUGCAUACUGGGUAAAGGGAAGUUGUAGUGGCAGUAAUUAAAGCAAUUACGAUGCUAUUGCAAAAUAUAUAAAGACCAGUUAGCAUAAAUUAUAUAUUAAGUCACAGUGCAUUGAAUGGCAUAAUCAUAGCAGAUUACAACUUUAGGGAUGAUGAAAUCAUAGCUUAUUACAUAAAUUUGUUAAAAUGUGUUUCAAUCAGGAUUGACGAGCAGAGUUUGCAAUUGUUCUAUAAUUUGGUAUGUAAUUCCAAUCUCCAUAGAAAUUUAGCACAUUUCCAAUGUUAAUGAAGGCCAUCUGUUUCUACAAACAUAAGGAAAACUUAAUUAGAACUAGUGUGAGAAACAUAGUUUUAGGAAUCACCAAAAUAAACCUACCACCAUUGCGUAGAUACGUGAGUUCGUUCCCUUUCACUAUGUUUUACGUCCAAUUCAGUUGUUACAUGAGAGAUGCUCUCUUUUAUAUUGGCGGUCUCAUUCAGGAGGGGAGACAAGAGUCACACAAGAUAAUCAAGUUGUUAUUGGAUGAUUAAUUGGACAUAUUGUACUUUUUGGAGGACCUUCUAAAAACUAAUGUGGAUGCUUUGCCAAUCAUUGUGAAUUCAAUAAUGGUCUAUGGAUUUGUUCCAACUAUAAUAAUGGGAGUUAUUAAGAGUGGUUAGCAAUCCAUUAAAUUCAAUCAGUAGCCAUAGAGAUAAUCAAUGAAUCAUCAGUAAUCUCAAAAGUACCAACACAAUCGUGGACAAUCAUUAGGUAAUUUCACAUUUACUAACAUAUUUUCAUCAUUGCAAUAAACAAACAACUAAUAAUAAUAAUAGGUUAUUGAUAUUAAGUUUUGUCUUUUCAUUUUAAUCCAAAUCUACAAGAGUUUUAGUUUCAGCUAGUUUUUGGAUUUGUUAACUCUAUUCAUACUGGGAAAGGAUCCAGAGAUCGUUGAUUUCAUAACUUAAUUAAGUACAAGUUCACAUUAAUGUUAGAUUCUAAUUCCAAGUUAAAUUCAUAUGAAAAGGAUGUAAGCAUGAGUGAGACUUGGGUAAUAAAGGAGAAAACAUUCAUUCAGGCAUAUUCUUAAUUCAUUUACAAAGAUUGUGAAAUAAGUGAAGAUACCAAUAUAAAUGACAAAGAGGAUUUGUUGAAAGGGGUUUCAUCAUACUAAACCUAAUCAGUAAAGAGAGAAUGUAUAGUUAUAUGAUUAUAUUAAAAAGUGAAUUGUGAACACUUUAAAUCAUUAAUAAAUGAUUCUAAAAGGUAUGAGGAUCUACUGAGUAUUACUGACAUGUGUGAUAUAACGAUAGUAAAAUCAUAAAAUAAGAGUAAAAAAUCUGCUUUGAGUUUCUUGGAGAGGAAUGAAUAAAAUAAAGUAACUGGGAAUACAAUCAAUACUAAAACACCCUUUUAUGCUUUGAUGAAACAUUUAGAAAGUAAUGAUGACACUGUUGUAUUUAUGGUGUUGAUAUUCAUAAAGACUCUGAGACACUCAAAGAAUAUUUCUCAUUCUGUUUUAGAAUAGGUGGGCAUGAUUACUCCAGAUAAAAACAUAGAAUUGUAUAGAAAUUGCUCCGAAACUUCCUUUUUUAUGCAAGACAAACUGUUGGGUAUUUUGUAAACUGGAUUACCACCUUUUAGAUUAGGAACCUACAUCUUAUCAAUUUAAAUGUUAAUUGACUUUUGCAGAACAGAUCUUGAGAGUUACGAUCUACGCUACAAAGAUAGAUUUAAAGAAAUUGUGCUAUCUCAUAUACAUAAGAUUAAUGAAUACAUUAAAAACCCAUUAGAAGCUCAUUAUGUUAUUGAAUUCUUCUAUAACGAAUAUAAAGUCCUAAAGUAACACUAGUUAUUUAUCAUUAUAGCAAGACAUCUAUAUCCAUCUGGCCAUAGACACAUAUAUAAUUGUUGUAUGAAAUGACUCCAAAAGGAGUAUGCCAAAUUGAUAUCAAACAUAACGAGAGUGUUUAUUUUAUGGAGCCUGCAAAUCAAUAGGACAAGGUUAGGAAAGACAUGAUGAUUUUGUUGAUUUUGAAAUACACAGCAUCAGUUCUAAUUGGAUUUGAGGAAGAAGAGCAAAAAAUACUUGAUAAUCCAAAACCAUUUGGAGAUGGUCCUACUUUGAAAUACUAGCCAGGAAAUGUCUAUAAUUUGUAAGAAGAAUAAUAUUGUUAAUUUGCUUAACAUCAGUGCAAAUAUCAAAACAUUGAUUGUUGCAUUCUGGAGGAUUCUCAAAAUUUAGUAUUGUUGGACUUGACACAAGGUUAGAGUGCAGCUAAAUGCAUUUUUUCAUACAGUUUGAAGUAUACGGAUGAAAUGGUAGAGAGACUCAAUUUAAAAAUGCUUCAUGUGACCUAUAGAUUUGAGAAUUAAAAUACUGUUUUUGAUUUGGAAUUCCAAAAUAAAUAAUAUUGUUCAGCAGCAAAAAAGAUGACAGAACAAAAGAAAGCAGCUUAGAGAAAGGAAGAGUUGGAUACUGUCACAACAUUUCUAUAGGCACUUACAAAAUCGUUGAAUUAUAAUAAAUGA